Carica papaya (papaya) is the source of this 938-nucleotide messenger RNA. Its product is annotated as NDR1/HIN1-like protein 26. Gene Ontology annotation, cellular component: plasma membrane; plasmodesma. Lineage: Eukaryota; Viridiplantae; Streptophyta; Magnoliopsida; Brassicales; Caricaceae. Gene Ontology annotation, biological process: defense response to other organism. The record is from RefSeq and is a predicted model, not a curated record.
CAAUAAAAGUAUAUCAACUUUACGUGCAUGGGUUCGUGAUUCUUGAUAUUCUUUUCUUCUUCAUGCAGAAGAACUGAAUCGGAAAUGAAAAAUCUCCACCAACACCUUCUUUCCUCUUCCUAUAAAAAAAGCGUCCAACUUCGCUUCUGUUCCCAAAAUCUUUCUGCGAAUAAAUUGAGCCACUUCGAUUUUGCACACCGGACCAUCAAGAAAUGUACGAACGCAACCGACUCCCUGUUCGGUCCGACCAGCAAGCCCGACCCGUACAACGACACCACUCUGCCAGCUAUUACGCCCACCGGGUCAGGGAGAGCCUCACGAACCGGGUCUUAAAGACAAUAUGUGCCAUCUUUUUGUCUCUCUUAUUUCUUCUUGGCAUUAUUGCUUUCAUUUUAUGGCUUAGUUUGCGCCCACACCGUCCCCGGUUCCACAUCCGGGAGUUCUCGGUUCCGGGUCUGGGUCAACCUCAAGGGUUCGAGAACGCCCAGAUAAUGUUCAACGUCACGGCGCGAAACUCCAACCAGCACAUAGGGAUAUACUACGAUUCCAUGGAGGGAAGCGUUUUCUACAAGGAUCAACUGGUGGGAUCGACCCCCUUGUUGUAUCCGUUCUAUCAGGAACCAAAGAACACUACUAUUGUGUAUGGGGUUUUGAGUGGGGCGUCGUUGAAGGUGAAUGACAACCGUUGGAUGGAGUUCACGAGUGAUCGAGGGCGAGGGACGGUGAUGUUUCGUCUGGAAAUAACGGCUGUGAUUGGUUUCAAGGUGUUCACGUGGGACAGCAAGCACCACAGGAUGCAUGCAAACUGUUACGUGGCAGUGGGUCCCGAUGGAAAUUUACUCCCGAGUGCUAAGGAUAAGAGAUGUCCUGUUUACUUCACUUAAUUAAAUAUUUGCGAUUCAACUCGGUGAAUGACAAAAAUAACACGUAUGUGAAAA